Molecule: messenger RNA, 5618 nt
Organism: Formica exsecta
Lineage: Eukaryota; Metazoa; Arthropoda; Insecta; Hymenoptera; Formicidae
Gene: nsl1
Product: KAT8 regulatory NSL complex subunit 1
Exons: 12
Coding region: 1180-4482 (1100 amino acids)
Cellular component (GO): NSL complex
Molecular function (GO): histone acetyltransferase binding
Source: RefSeq, a predicted model, not a curated record
CGGCCGCCGCAGUAUUGGUCGAUCGCGCGCGACGGCAUCAGCAACAGCAGCGGUAGUGGCAGCGAAGUUGGCCGAAUUUCCUAUAUAUAUUAUUGAUAAAUAGCUCGCGUCGUUGCUCGUGUGACUUUCCGAGACGGUUAAGAACAGCCGACUUCGUAUCGUGCGUGAAUGUGCGUGACCUCGUCGUCGGGAGAGAGGCGUUUUCGCGCAGGAGCGUUCGAGCGUGCUCUCCUCGCGAAGAAGAAAGAAAAGUGUGGUGGUGUUCCAUGAACGAGCAACUACACGUACGACGUACCGUGACGACAGUUACGUGAGAAGAGAGAGAAGGAGAAGGAAAGAGAUAGAGAGAGAGAGAGAGAGAUAGAGGGAGAGAACGCGCGCGCGUCGCUUCGCAAACGGAGAUCGGUGGUGGACGAGAGCAGCCGAGCGCGGACGACGGGAUUAUCGUACGUUUGGGUGUGACGGGACGUGUCGCGAUACAGUGUGGACGAUUCGGACCGGCAAAUUGCACGGAUAGUGUUGUGUACGCGGGCCCCCCAAAAGGGCAGGCCCUGGCAGCGUUCCUCGCGAGAGCCUGCGGCGCUAUCCCACGAGAGAGCAUGCCGAGCCCGGCCACGAAGAGGACACACAGGAGAAAAGCGGUGUACGGAACGCGGUGCACCAGAUAAUUCUGAUCUCGACGAAAAUAUUUUAAUAGCAUCGCUGUUUACGUCAUCUCAUUGUAGCGAGCAGUGAGAGAUUGCUGUUGCGAAUUAUUAUUGUUAUUACAAAGUUUGACUCUGGAAAAUAAUCAUCCUGAAAACUGAACAACGCUAUUGCAACGAUUACAAACGAAUCAUCGUCGGUGUGAUACCGGAAUGUUUUCGCCUAUAUUGCAAGAGAACACGUUGGAAUACAUUUAAACGAGACAUCAAGUAUGCUACGCUUCUUCAAAUGUGGAAAUGAAGAGAGCAAUAUCGUCUUAUGAUAAACAAUGGGAGUAAAUGAUCGAUAACAUGAGAGAAACUGUGGAAACGACGUAAUUACCGUGGCCGUAAGGAUGGCAGGCCAGUAAAUCAGACUGUAUAUUAAAAAUACAAGAGAAACACAGCAGAGGACAAAGAAAGGGACAAGUCGAAUAGUCAAUCUAGGGUGGUGGACGGUAAGGGAGGCAGGACUGAGCCGUGUAGUAAUGGAUGAAUGGGAGUGAGCGCAGUGCACGGGGAGCGCAGGAGUGGCGGGCGCGCACGUUGUGGCACGUCGUGGGAGCCUCUGGAUGUGGAGGCCGCGGCACUGGCAACGUCAGUGGCAGUGAUGGCCCCUGCUCUGACGGAAGACGGUCCUCAAAAGCCUGAAAACUUGCUCCCUACCCUACCAGCAGUUGCCAGCGGCUUUCUGUCCGCCGAGCAGGCCACGCAGGUGUGCCAGAACCGUGAGAUCUUGACCAAGUUCGUGGUGCCGGCAAACGUGCAACCGUCGAAGAUCGACGAACAGUGCUUGCGCGGUAUCUCGAAGGACCUCAUACGCGAUGUCAUUAAUUCCAAGUACGCUAACGAUUUUGACUCGCUAUCCGCGUUCGCAAACGCGUCCGACUUGAUCGGAUCGAGAAACGGUACGGCAGCGUGUCUGCAACAGCAGGCGGAACAGGAGGACUUUGAGCGGCCGGUCACGCUGCCGGACGCUGGUCACGCCGUAGGGAAGGUGAUCGACAUUAUAAUGAGCGACCCAUCUAUGGGUGAUCAAACGAACAACAUGGGUUUCUUGAAAUCGAGCGUGGAUUUGCCCUUAGCGGCUACUGAGAUUGAAACGGGAGACAAUAAGAAUCUGGACGUCGAUCAGAUCAUGGCCUUUGGCACCGAUAUCACCACCGAGCAAUGCAACAUAGGGAACGUCGCUGAUAUUGGGCACAACGUGGAUGAUAUCUUGCAGGUCAUUAAUUCGAUAGAAGACGCGGAAAGUGUCGAGAACAUUUCCGCCGGUGGCGGCGAGCCGGUGCAAAGCGCUGUCGAUGGCGUGGAGAUGUUUGCUAUGCCCGAGGAGGGAUUUGCGUCCUUCGAACGGGAUUUACUUAAUGGCGUGGAUGUAAUGAGUCUCUGCAAUGAGAAUAUGAAUAUAUCGGUGGACACGGUGGACCAACAGAAGUCUAACAGUUUGAAGUUACAACAGGACAUUGUGGCGCAAAAGCAAUUCGAAAGUGAGAGACGAUGCGCGUUUUUAUUAAGAAGAUUGAGAAAACUUCAAGGGAGAAUAGUGGGCAGACAUGUGGCGGAGGAGAAUACCGGUGUUCUCGAGUUGGCCCAUCAUGGAGUAAAGAAAUAUUUUCUGCAAGAAUUGGUCAAUAUUGGUUCGAAAUCCAAUGUGAGAAAUUUUCCUGAGAUUAGCAGUAGUUUGCAUUCGUUCUUACAAAGAAUUGAGAAAAUGUGCGUUGCCCAGAGUAACAGUGUGAAUCGUCAGAGAGUGUGUUGUCGAUAUUUCGGUGGAGGAUCGCGUGAUAACGCAAGCGGCGGUACGUCCGGCAAUAAUGGCAAUCGUCAGCCGGUAUUCGGUACCCCUCAGGUUAAACUAAACGGUGAAGAAGUGGAAAGUGUGUCCGGAGCUUUGUCCACACAAUUACACAUUGUGGAAUCUAACUUUGAUUCGGAUUGUACAGCAUCCAGUAGUGGUGGAGAAAGUUGUGACGAAAUGCAGACAUUUAACAAUCCUCAUCAACAGAAUCUACUCAUAUCCAAAAGAGCAGCAUGGAGAUAUGCACAGGAUCGUGCAGGUGUAGCAUCACGGUGGACCUGGCUGCAGGCGCAAAUAUCAGAUUUAGAGUACAGAAUUAGACAACAUAACGAUCUGCAACGGCAGAUUAGGGCCGCGAAAGGCCUGGUUGUUCUCGAAAACGCGGAAACUGUUAACGGAUACAGUGGCGCUUUACCAGGUUCUACUGGACGAUACAAUUCGCCUGAGGGUGAAUUACCAGCUAGUAGAACGCGUCCAUUUGUAUGGAGUUUUUAUAGAAAGCGAAAGCUUUUGCAAGUGGAUAGGCUACAUGAAGUUUCAAAGCGUGCAGCUAAAGCGUCAACAGUGAGAUGCAAUUGUGAUCAUGUGUUGCCUGCGUGUGCUUUAUGUACAGGAAGGUUAGAUCCAAUGCAGCCACAAGAACCAAUUGAACAACUUUCUGUACAGGAACGUGUAGCACUUGUUGAUCCUAGUUUUCAUUCAGUGUUGUCAUUCCCCGAUGAAAUUGUACAUGGAACCCAUUUAGAAGCUAUUAUGAAAUCAGUGGAGUGGCAGCAGAAAAUGUUGAGAGGCAAUAUGCGAGCUACCCGUGUGAAAGAUAAAGAUAGCAAUGAAAGAAGAAAUAAAAAACUUCCCAACAGAACAAAAUAUACCGCGCGGUUAAAGAAAUCAUCCUCGACUAUUCUUACAGCAAGGAUCAAGAGAAAAAUGUUGAAAAAUGGUAAAAGAAAUAGACUUGGCCAUUCGGAGAGAAGCGUGCCUGGAUUAAACAAGAAAAAAAUAUCAAAAUUGCCAACUGAGGAUGAUGACGACAUUAGCGCGCUUUCAAGUUCCAGCAAACACUCAUCCCCAGUGCCUUCUCCAUUGCAACAUGUUACUGCCUCUUCGGAGAAAAAUACUGUUAAAGAAAAAAGUUCCAAUCCACAUGGGCGUUUGCGACAAAACUCAUACGAUAUUGACAAUAUAGUCAUCCCCUACAGUGUCGCUGCUUCAACGAGGCCUGAAAAAUUACAAUACAAGGAAAUUUUAACACCAAAAUGGAGACUGUGCGACGAGCCCUCGAAAAUGGAUGUGAAGAAUGGUGUAAUGCACAGGCCUGGUCAGGACAGUGAUUUUGAAGACAUGUCGGACGAAACAAUCGCUUUGAGGCACGAGCGUAGCGAACGCGAGGAAUAUAAACGUUUCAUGACAUACCUUAGUAUGCCGCAUCAAACACGCAUUCGUCACAAUCGUCGUAUCGACAGCAGAGCAGACAGUGGUGCGAACACACCAGAUCCUAUGUCACCGCACGCAAGUAGUGACUUUGGUGGAGACGUGGUAUCUCCGUUUACGUCUCCACCUGCCACUCCGUCUCAGGUGCAGGACACAGAACAGCCAUCGGGUUUAGAUUCGCACCGACCGUCUGCUUUACAAAACUCUUUUCGACGUCGUACCAUGCCUGCUUUAAGACUAGGGAAGGACGAUGCCGUGGCCGCAUUUACCGAAGAUGAAAAUGAGAUUUUACCUUACGAGCCAAGAGUAUUCCCGUUAUCUGAAGAAGUUUAUGACAAAAUGUUGGAAGUGAUGCCGGACGGACACUGGCAAGCUUCGUCGACGUCUCUAUGUUCCCGCGACGAAGACAAGGGUGAUGAUGACGGGGAAAUGGAUUCUCCCGAAUCGGAUUCGACCGAAUCUGCUUGUUGUGACAUAGACGGUGAGGAUCCCAAUGAUCCCGAAUGGACAGUAGGUGACGAUAGGGACACUGAAAAGGAGAGAAUACGUCCGACGGCUAAGAGAUAGGAUAUAAAACUCUUAAUAAGUACAGUAUGUCUACGUCGUCGUUACUAUAUGCAGAAGCUACCUGUCAAUUGUUAUAUAUACCUGUCGGUCAUGUAACAUUGCACCUUAAGUUAAUGGUAUUACGAAUCUGUAAAGUGUAUUAUAAAUAUAAAUUUUAUAACUUCAUUCUCUGCUUAAAUUAAUGGAAAGAACCUUAAUUAAUUAUAUUGCUCUUUUUUUAAGUAUUGCUAUUUUGGCCAAAGCAUUAGAACUGUACGAGCGUCAUAGUACAUUUAGGAUUAUACUUGCAUUACUGAUCUUUUUCCCUUCUCUGUUAUAUAAAUACACAUAGUAGGUAGUAUUAAUUCUCUGAAAAAAGUGGAAUCUCAUGACAGUGGUUGAGCCGUUUUGUACAAAACUAUAUUUGUUACAAUCACAGCUCUUCACUUAAAAUAAAAGUGCCAAUCGAAAUGUUUUGUAGCACUGUGUACCUUCCAAUAUUGCGUGCUUUUUCUAUUUUGUAAGAAAGAAUACACUAAUUUGUGUGACAUUCUAUGAAAAAUGUUAAUAUACUACAGAUGCUCUUGAAUGUAUAUAAAUUAUAAUUUUAUCGUUAUGUGAAAACUUGUAUUUAAAUCCUUGUAUAUUUUGCCCAUCAUUAUGACUCUUGCACCUAAUUUCGCAAAUGUCGUAAUUUAUGUAACAGUCAAAAUCAGUUAAGGAGUAUGAAUUUUCUUUUUUUUUUUUAGUAUUAAGAAUUCAGUUUUAUUUCUCAUAUAUGACCAAGUUGUGUCUUAAGAUAUUACUGGUAACAUCGUAUAGGUACAGGUAAGAGAGGACAAUGCUAUAAAAAAAUUAAAAUUAUAAAAAAGGAGUUGUAUAAAUUUAUGUAUUAUACAAGAUAUUCUUGACAUAGUGUGUGAGAAUUUAAAGUAUAUAAAACAAGUAUGCGCUAAUAUUAAAAAUGUAUUAUCAGUUAAUUACUGAUGCUCUGUAUUUUGACUGUUAUGUUCUUAUCAUUGGUAUAAUUUAUGAAAUAUAAAUUCAUUUGUUAAUUUAAGUUCAUACUGAAAGUCUUGUGUCACUGUGAUUUCGCGAUUUUCUAAUAGUCUGUGAUACUACAUGUAUUUUCUUUCGUAUUAAAAGUUUUAUAACCA